Lathyrus oleraceus (garden pea) is the source of this 892-nucleotide messenger RNA. RefSeq lists its product as uncharacterized. The coding region runs from base 140 to 730 and encodes 196 amino acids. Gene Ontology annotation, molecular function: protein binding. NCBI's taxonomy places the organism in Eukaryota, Viridiplantae, Streptophyta, Magnoliopsida, Fabales, Fabaceae. The record is from RefSeq and is a predicted model, not a curated record. The transcript has 2 exons.
CAGCCCAGAGUUUCAAGCCCCAAACAUCCAGUGGCGAAAGAACACACUUCUUCGCUUCUCACACGCUUCUAUCUCUUUCUAGAAUAUUCUAAUAUUCUUUUCUCUUUUCAUUCAACUCACUGAGUGACAAAAGCGAGUCAUGGAAUCUAAACCCAAAAACAUCAAGCUUCUUUGUAGCUACGGUGGCAAGAUCCUCCCUCGAUCAACCGAUGGUGAACUCCGUUACGUAGGCGGUCACACCAGAGUUCUUGCUGUCGAUCGUUCAAUUUCGUUUUCAGAAUUGAUGGAGAAGCUUCGAGAAUUCUGUGGUUCAUCUGUGAAAUUAAGGUGUCAGUUACCAAAAGGAGACUUGGAAACGUUGAUAUCCAUCACCAACGACGAAGAUUUGGCUCAAAUAACCGAUGAAUACGAUCGUGCCUCGUUGAAAUUAACUUACCCAUUGAAGAUCAGAGCCGUUCUUUCUCCGCCAAAAUCGCUCUUGAAAGUUUCUCCCGAUCUGUCGUCUUCGUCGUCAAGUGCUAGUCGUUCUCCGUACAGAUCACCUUAUACUUCAUCUGAGUCUCCACCGUACGCGGCGGCGUAUCGAUUCGGACGUUCGCCACGGGCGCCGGUAGGGUAUUCUUUCGGCGCCAGGAAUGGAUCGGCGAAAGCUUAUUGCUAUACGGGCCAGUUCGAGAGAGGCCCAAGGCCCUUGUACUAUGGGCCUCGUUUUAGUAAUUACUGCCAUUAAGGAGAAAGCCCAUAUUUUAUUGAUAAAUAAUAUUUUAAUUACAGUAAAUACAUGAAUAAAAAACAUAUUCAACCAAGGAUCUAGAACAAAACUUUAAAUUUUUGAGAUGUGAAAUACGAGAAUUUUGUUCGUAUAAAUUUUGAGAUGUUGAUGAGGUUCUAA